AUCGUUCCUGCAAUAUUUAUUCGUUCUUUGCAGUUUUUUGCUUCAAAAACUGCAGCUAUUGGCAGUAGUCUCACUUCAAAUAGAACCAGAUCUACGUUAUUCAAUCUGUCUUCAAUCAAUAGUUCUAGCUCCUCCCAGAGGAGUGAUAAUGGGGGAGAAGGUGACAUGACAUCAGCUCAAGAUAUUGAGUAUUGGCUUCAAAGAUGUUCGAUUUGUUUCGAUGCUCAACUCGAUUUCUGUUUGGAAUUAUGUAGAGAUCAAUUUUGUAGAGAUUGUUUCCAAAGAUAUGUUAAGGAGGUAGUUCAGAAUUCCUGGGGACUUGGCAUUACUAAAGUUAAGUGUCCUGUAUGUCAAGACAUUAUUCCACAAUCAGAAUGGAGCAAGUACGUAGACCAAAACGUUAUUGACUUAUAUAAUACUUAUAAUAAACCGUACCGUUCGUUUUCACGGUGUUGCUCUGAAUGUGGUGAAGAAGUUUUUGCCGCACAAGUAUUUCAAGUGUGUGCUGAAGAGAAAGAGAAAUAUUUUAAAGAAAUCUCUGUUCUUCUUGGUAAAUAUUUUGAUACGUACGGUUCAGGAAAAAACUACAAAGGAAAAAAUACUUUAAAUCGUGUCACAAAAAAUCAAAGUGAUAUUGAUAGUUUUCUCGAAAGAUAUCAGGCAGAUUAUUUAGCAUAUAUAUCGGGUGAAGAUCCUAAUAUUGGAGUAAUGGAAAUGUACGAAUAUAUUGCAAAGAAAUUGGGGGAAAGCCUCGGCUUGAGCAUGGACGUCAACAAUCGACGUCCUUCAAAAUUUUCACGACGCAAGUUAAAAACUCAUACAGACAUGGUUAAAUCUGCAGCAGAAAUUUCUUCAAAGAUUGUUGCAUUGGAGGUCCGACCUGAUGCGUGGAAAGAACUGCAGUUCAUGCACGUGGCAAAUUUCCCCCAAUCUCAUUGUACCCGUUGUAACAAUGAUAUUUGCCUUCAAUGUGGAGAGUCUACUCAUCACCCUGGCAUGACUUGUAUUCAAUUUAUGCGCUAUAAAGUUGCUAAUCCUCACUUGUUCAUUAUUAAUCACUGUCAUGUUCAUAAGGAUGCACUCGAAAAUAUGAAAUGGAAACUUGCGAAUUCAAAGUCUUGUCCAAAUUGCUCUAUUCUUAUUAACCGUUAUGACGGAUGUAAUAAAGUUGAUUGUUUACACUGUGGUUAUAGAUUUUGUUGGAUUUGUAGAAAUAGAUGGUCAGAGAAUUGUGGUUUUUAUAAGUGCAGAAUGUCAAAAACAAAAAGAAAGCGGGAUAAGGAGAAGUAUCCUGCGGGAAGUCAACGACAACGAACUUCGCAAUUCAAGAGACAAGCACAAAUGCAUAUACAAGAAGUAGCAGUGGAGAAUAAUGAAGUUAAUGAAGUGGCGGGACAAUCACGGGAAACACGAGACGACGUGGAAAUGAAAUCAAGUGAUUUCAGUGUAUAA
Molecule: messenger RNA, 1452 nt
Organism: Scutellospora calospora
Lineage: Eukaryota; Fungi; Glomeromycota; Glomeromycetes; Diversisporales; Gigasporaceae
Source: the annotation of a GenBank genome assembly